Molecule: messenger RNA, 591 nt
Organism: Knipowitschia caucasica
Lineage: Eukaryota; Metazoa; Chordata; Actinopteri; Gobiiformes; Gobiidae
Source: the annotation of a GenBank genome assembly
AUGGAGAUGGAGGUGAGGGCGGGGACAACCGAGGCUGGUGCCAUCGUUACCAUGGAGAUGGAGGGCUCUAAGGCUUUGGCCAUUACCACGACAGUGCUCUUUAACCCUGCUCUGGGUUUUUCCGUCACAUCGCAUUUGGGUCGAGAUGUCGGUGUGAAGGAGCUGGUGCAGGUGGAGGCGCGCAGCUACAUGAAGCACCUGGUGGAACAGGCCAACCUCAACUUCAUCGUGACGGGAAAAGUGAAGGAGACCGGGCAGAUCGUGACCGCCAUGAAAGUGGUGACUCUGCACAACCCCAAACUCACCGUGGAGGUGUCAGGUGUGGCUAAAGUGAGUGAGGACAUGUUGGCCACAGUGCAGUUCACAAACCCCUUCAGCUUCAACCUGGAGGAGAUCUACCUGCGCAUGGAGGGCCCCGGGGCCAUGCUGCCGCGCUUCAGAUUCUACAGUCUGCUGGCUCCGAACUCGUCCGUGGUCUGGACAGAGAAGUUCAAUCCGCAGAGAGCCGGUUCCACCAGGAUCAUCGCAAGUCUGGACUGCCCCGCGCUCAGGCAGGUCUACGGAGAGGCGUCCAUCACCGUGUUACCAUAG